AUGGUCUCCACGAACGUGCUGUGUGCCGUUGUGCUCACGCUUGGUUUCCACCUGUUCGCUGUUCCCGUGCUCGCGAAAGAUGCUUCGGCAAGUUCGGCAACGGCCAAAAAGACUGAGGUAUGGUCCAUCGGCAUACCAAAUGUGGGCAUGGUAUCGCCCAACCUCAAGGUCGCCGCCAGCCACCCCCAUGAAUACUACGGAUAUCCUCACGCUGCAGGCUACGGGGGUCCCGCUGCAGGCGGCUACGGUGGCGGUCACUACGCGCAACCCGGUUACGGGGGCGGCCAUGGAUAUGGACACAAUGAAUUCGAGUUUGGACACGUUUCUCCGUCGUAUAAAACGUCUCUGGGAUGUGGUCACAAAGGAUUCGACUUGAUCCCGUGGUUCCUCAUGGCGCUAGGCGCUGUCAUGCUCAUCCCCUUGUUCGGAGCCUUGGUCCAAUUUAAGUUGCAGGCUCUCGCGCCUCUCUUCGGCUUCCAAGGACAAACUCCUUUGGUGACCACUCAGGUCGGGGGAACUCGAACGACCCUUCAGGCACGACUCCUAAAUGAAAUUUGGCCCGUCGUCGAUAAAGCCAUCGAGCAGUACACGGGCAUGGCGACAGAAGAGCUCAAGAAAGAAGCUCUGAACGCUGUCAAUGCCAUAAACAGCGGAAGCAAGAAAUCAAGCUGA
This is a messenger RNA of Galendromus occidentalis (western predatory mite), 672 nucleotides long. RefSeq lists its product as uncharacterized. Lineage: Eukaryota; Metazoa; Arthropoda; Arachnida; Mesostigmata; Phytoseiidae. The record is from RefSeq and is a predicted model, not a curated record. Bases 1 to 672 code for a protein of 223 amino acids. The transcript has 4 exons.